Molecule: messenger RNA, 1369 nt
Organism: Crotalus tigris (Tiger rattlesnake)
Lineage: Eukaryota; Metazoa; Chordata; Lepidosauria; Squamata; Viperidae
Gene: FKBP7
Product: FKBP prolyl isomerase 7
Exons: 4
Coding region: 75-740 (221 amino acids)
Molecular function (GO): peptidyl-prolyl cis-trans isomerase activity; calcium ion binding
Source: RefSeq, a predicted model, not a curated record
CGCCCCUCUCGGCUCCCGUGACGUCGAACAAUGCUACUAUAGUGCCACGCAGCCCGAGGACCAAACUUGCAACAAUGGCUUUGCGCGCGGGACUCUGCUUUCUACUGCAGGCAUUUGCCCUCCUUCUUAUUCAGUCCUAUGGGCAGAAGGCGGAGGGUCCCCCUGCAGAAGAUGUCCAGAUAGAAAUCGUGCAUGUCCCCGAAGUCUGCGAGCCCAAGAGCAAAAAGGGCGAUCUACUCAAUGCCCAUUACGACGGUUACGUAGGUAGUAAUAAGACCAAGUUUUAUUGCAGUCGCACACAAAAUGAUGGCCAUCCAAAAUGGUUUGUCCUUGGUGUUGGCCAAGUCAUCAAAGGCUUAGAUAUUGCAAUGAUGAAUAUGUGUCCUGGAGAGAAACGAAAAGUGAUUAUUCCUCCUUCGCUUGCCUAUGGAGAACAGGGCUAUGAACCAGCAAAGAUUCCACCCAAUGCAACACUGAUCUUCGAAAUUGAACUGUAUGCAGUAACUAAAGGACCACGGAGUGUUGAAACAUUUUCUCAAAUAGAUCUGGAUAGUGACAAAAAGCUUUCAAAGGAAGAGAUAAACCAUUAUUUGAAGAAAGAAUUUGAAAGAGAUGGCAAAAAGCGGGAUUCUUCUGUUAAAGACACUGUUUUGUUAGAUAUAUUUAAAAGGAAUGACCACGAUGGCGAUGGCUUCAUAUCUGCCAAAGAAUACAAUGUCUACCAGCAUGAUGAACUAUAAAAACAUACUAUUCAAAUGUCUACUUGUUGCUUUAUGGCAGUGGUUCUCAACCUGUGGGUCGGGACCCCAUUUGGGGUCGAAUGACCAUUUCACGGGGGUCACCAAACCAUGCUGUCCGCCAUUUUUUUCCCUUUUCCCUAGCUGUCCUACUCCCUCUUAUUGGUGGCCACACCCACUUGGGGGUCACCACAACAUGGGGAACUGUAUCAUGGGGUCACGGCAUUAGAAAGGUUGAGAAUCACUGCUUUAUGGACUUUGGGGAUCUUGCAGUUUUUAUGGGCCAUGGAGCAUCCACAAGGAGUUCCGCAGCCAUCACAACUGGAUGGCUUGGCUGUACUCGCUCCUCUUCCUAAAUAAGUCUUUGUAGAUGUAUCCAAAGGAAUUUAAAGCUUUGGCUUGGAUUUGAUGAAUCAAACACACAUCGCGCACAAAGGUAUAAUGAAGCAGCUCCUUUGGUUUCACUGAGAUUUAUCCUUUAGAUUUAUAACCACAUUUUAAAGUCUUUUUAGUGUUACAUACCAGUUUAUGUACAUUCACUGUGGUAAUUUUUACACUUUUGUAUUGAGAUUAAAAUUUGUUUCAAUUAUGGUCCUAUAAAGUGCAGCAAAAAAUAAAAUCUGAAAAUGGGG